This is a messenger RNA of Pogona vitticeps (central bearded dragon), 8382 nucleotides long. Lineage: Eukaryota; Metazoa; Chordata; Lepidosauria; Squamata; Agamidae. The record is from RefSeq and is a predicted model, not a curated record.
AUGUUGGGUACACAGUCUGCAUUUAUGGGUGGCGUCACAGAGAGGGAGCUUGAUGCCACAGCAACAGUGUUGGCAAACCGACAAGAUGAAAGUGAACAAUCAAGAAAGAAACUUAUUGAACAAAGCCGCGAGUUCAAGAAAAACACUCCAGAGGACCUGCGCAAACAGGUAGCUCCACUACUAAAGAGUUUCCAGGGAGAGAUCGAUGCAUUGGGCAAAAGAAGCAAAGAAGCUGAGGCGGCAUUUCUGAAUGUCUACAAGAGAUUAAUUGAUGUUCCAGAUCCUGUUCCUGCUCUGGAUCUGGGGCAGCAGCUCCAGCUGAAAGUCCAGCGCAUGCACGAUAUUGAAACAGAGAACCAGAAACUUAGGGAAACUCUCGAGGAAUACAACAAAGAAUUUGCAGAAGUAAAAAAUCAAGAGGUGACAAUUAAAGCACUUAAAGAGAAAAUUCGGGAAUAUGAGCAGACGCUGAAGAACCAAGCAGAGAACAUUGCUCUUGAGAAGGAACAGAAAUUGCAAAAUGACUUUGCUGAGAAAGAAAGAAUGUUGCAAGAGACGCAGAUAUCAACGGCCUCGAAACUGGAGGAGGCCGAGCACAAAAUGCAGGCAUUACAAACAGCUUUGGAAAAGACACGAACGGAGUUAUUUGACCUGAAGACAAAAUACGAUGAAGAAACAACAGCAAAGUCUGAUGAAAUCGAGAUGAUCAUGACGGACCUCGAAAGAGCAAACCAGAGGGCAGAGGUGGCUCAAAGAGAAGCCGAGUCGUUGAGGGAGCAGCUCUCGUCUGCUAACAAAUCUCUGCAGCUGGCUACCCAGAUCCAGAAAGCACCCGACGUGGAGCAGGCCAUCGAGGUGUUGACGCGAUCGAGUUUGGAAGUCGAACUGGCCGCCAAAGAGCGCGAGAUUGCUCAGCUGGUUGAAGAUGUCCAGAGACUCCAGGGCAGCCUCACCAAGCUCCGGGAAAACUCCACCAGCCAGAUCUCUCAGCUGGAGCAGCAGCUGACCGCCAAGAACAGCACGCUCAAACAACUGGAAGAAAAACUGAAGGUGCAAGCAGACUAUGAUGAGGUGAAGAAAGAACUAAACAUCUUGAAGUCCAUGGAGUUUGCAGCAUCGGACGGCUCCAGCUCUCAGGAUGCUGCGUCCAAACCACUGGAGGUUCUGCUGCUGGAAAAGAACCGCCUCCUGCAGUCAGAGAAUGCCACGCUGCGGAUCACCAACAGCGACUUGAGUGGGUCAGCCAGGAGAAAAGGGAAAGACCAGCUUGAGAGUCAGCGUCCUGCAACUUUGCCGGCCUCCCCUCCUCCUCAGUUGCCCCGCAAUGCAGGGGAGCAGGCCUCCAAUACUAAUGGUACACACCAGUUCUCACCAACGGGUUUAAGUCAAGACUUUUUCAGCUCAUCCUUGGCAAACUCCGGCUUACCCCUGGCUUCUACAGGAAAAUUUGCACUAAACUCUCUCCUCCAGCGCCAGCUUAUGCAGUCCUUCUACUCCAAGGCAAUGCAGGAAGCGGGAAGCACAAGCAUGAUUUUUUCAGCAGGUCCCUACAGCACAAACUCCAUCUCUUCCCAAAGCCCCUUGCAACAAAGCCCGGACGUCAACGGCAUGGCUCCGUCGCCCAGCCAGUCGGAGGGCACGGGCAGCACCUCCGAAGGCGAGGAGAUCGACACAGCCGAAAUUGCACGCCAGGUCAAAGAGCAGUUGAUCAAGCACAAUAUUGGACAGCGGAUCUUUGGACACUACGUCCUGGGACUCUCCCAAGGCUCGGUGAGCGAGAUCCUGGCGCGGCCCAAGCCGUGGAACAAGCUGACCGUGAGGGGCAAGGAGCCGUUCCAUAAAAUGAAGCAGUUCCUCUCCGACGAGCAGAACAUCUUGGCGCUGCGCAGCAUCCAGGGCAGGCAACGAGAGAAUCCAGGCCAGAACCUGAACAGACUAUUUCAGGAAGUACCGAAACGAAGAAGUGGGUCGGAAGGUAACAUCACCACAAGAAUCCGAGCCACAGAGGCGGGCUCUGAUGAAGCGAUCAAAUCCAUCUUAGAGCAAGCAAAAAGGGAAUUGCAGGUCCAGAAAACAGCUGAGCCGGCUCAGCCCCCUUCCGCCUCAAGCAGCGGCGGGUCUGACGAUGCCAUCCGCUCCAUUCUGCAGCAAGCCCGGCGGGAGAUGGAAGCUCAGCAAGCCGCCCUGGAACCUUCCUUGAAAGCCAGCCCCCUGUCGCAAGCCGAAAUGUCCCUCUUGUCCCCCAAACUGAUCCCCACGCCUGCCAUUUCUUCGGUCUCCAGUUACUCCCCCCUGGCCAUGUCCCUGAAGAAGCACUCCUCCUCCUCGUCCACCUCCUCUGUGGAUGCCAGCGCCCCCUCCCUGCAGGCACUCCCGGGUCUCAAGAAGGAGACCCCGGAAGCCUCCGUCCUCGACCUCCAUGGGAUGUCGGACUCGGCCCAAGGCAUGCUGAGGCAUGUCAAAAAUGAACUGGGGCGCAGCGGCGUGUGGAAGGACCACUGGUGGAACACCGUGCAGCCUGACCGACGGAGCGUGGCUCCUCCUCCGGAGGAGCCCAAAGUGGAGGAGCCCCCCAGUGGGAAGGAGAAAGCCAGCAGCCAGCCCCGUUCCGAGCGCAGCAGCCAGCCGCUCCAGGGGCCUUCCUCUUCUGACUACUGGAAGGAGUGGCCCAACGCAGAGUCUCCUUAUUCCCAGAGUUCUGAGCUGAGUGUGACGGGGGCCAGCCGCAGUGAGACCCCGCAGAACAGCCCCCUUCCUUCCUCCCCCAUCGUCUCCUUAUCAAAGCCAUCGAAACCUUCCGUUCCUCCGCUGACCCCCGAGCAGUAUGAGAUUUAUAUGUACCAGGAAGUGGAUACGAUAGAACUCACCCGUCAGGUCAAAGAGAAGCUAGCAAAGAACGGCAUCUGCCAAAGGAUAUUUGGGGAAAAGGUGCUGGGCCUCUCACAAGGGAGCGUCAGCGACAUGUUGUCCCGGCCAAAGCCAUGGAGCAAGCUGACGCAGAAAGGCCGGGAGCCCUUCAUCCGGAUGCAGCUCUGGCUCAACGGGGAGCUGGGGCAGGGCGUCCUGCCCUCCCAAGGGCAGCCCCAGGGCCAAGUCCUUCACUCUGUGUCAUCGCUGCAAGAUUCCCUCCAGCAGGGAUGCGCAAGCUCAGAAAGCACCCCAAAGACGUCCGCCAGCUGCAGCCCUGCUCCUGAAUCCCCAAUGAGCUCUAGCGAGUCUGUGAAGAGCCUCACCGAGCUGGUCCAGCAGCCCUGUCCUGCCAUCGAGAUGAGUAAAGACAACAAGCUGCAGGACUCGGGCGAGCCGGGCGCGUCGGAUUCCCAGUCCGCCACACCGCUGCCCCUUUCCGGUCACUCCUCCCUCAGCAUUCAAGAGCUGGUCGCGAUGUCUCCAGAACUGGAUACCUAUGGCAUCACCAAGCGGGUGAAAGAGGUCCUCACAGACAACAACCUUGCGUGGCUGACAAGCCUAAAACGCAGCAGAAGAGGCAAGAAAUGUACCCCAAACCUUGCAUUAGGGCAGCGGCUGUUUGGGGAGACCAUCCUGGGGCUGACCCAAGGCUCCGUCUCCGACCUUCUGGCCCGCCCCAAGCCUUGGCACAAGCUGAGCCUGAAGGGCCGGGAGCCGUUUGUCCGCAUGCAGCUCUGGCUCAACGAUCCCAACAACGUGGAGAAGCUGAUGGACAUGAAACGCAUGGAGAAGAAAGCGUACAUGAAACGACGGCACAGUUCAGUCAGCGACAGCCAACCUUCGGAGCUGGCUUCAGCCGGGAUCGAUUACAGCCAGGGGGCCAGCCCACAACCACAGCAUCAGCUGAAGAAGCCACGGGUGGUGCUGGCCCCGGAAGAGAAGGAAGCUCUGAAGCGAGCCUACCAGCAGAAGCCAUACCCAUCACCAAAAACCAUUGAGGAACUCGCCACACAGCUCAACUUGAAGACCAGCACCGUCAUCAACUGGUUCCACAAUUACAGAUCUCGGAUUCGUCGAGAGCUGUUCAUCGAAGAAAUCCAAGCAGGAGGCCAGAGCCAAGCUGGGUCAAGCGACUCUCCUUCCGCUAGAAGCAGCCGGGCAGCGCACAGCUCCGAAGGGGAAAGUUGCGAUGGGGUGGAUGCCGAAGGCCCCCCCGACCUGAAGCCAAGCGGCUUGGAAGGCGACGAGUACAGCAAUGCAACCACGAAGUCUCAGGGAGGGCGAGCAGCGUCCGCUUUCGAAGGGGGCGAAGAGGCACUGCGAGACGCCGGAUCUUCAGAAAAAACGGAGACAUUCCACUCGGGAGCGGAGAGCCGGGAGGAUACGGACGACGAGGGAAGGCUCAAAGCGCCGCGUCAGGGUUCUCCGCUGGGCUCUCAGCAUUCAGGAGAAGUGCUGGAGACCCCGCCAAACUGUGCUCCAGACGAGGAAGCCUCUACCUCAACUGCCUCCACCUCAGUCCUUCCUGGGGAGAGCUCUUGCAAGUCCAAGGACGAAAGUGUGGAGAGGAUUCCCAUUGUGCCAAGUACCAGCUCCACGCCGGCCACCAGCUCUCAGAAAACCAAUUCCCUCGAGAGUCUGUUUGGCUUUCCCGAGGCGGCCUGCUCCAGGAACACCCGGGACAACACGCUGCGGAAAAAGAAGGCCGCAAACUUGAACAGCAUAAUCCACCGCUUGGAGAAGGCCGCAAGUCGAGAGGAGCCGGUGGAGUGGGAGUUUUGAGAUUAAGCCCACCCAACUCUUGAGGAGAGCUGGGGAAGUGAAAACUUGGACCUCUGCUGGUUUUAAUUGAUGUCCCGCACUUACCGCCCUGCAGGCCACGGGGCAAAAAUGCCAUAGGCCAAGGUGCAUAUAGAGAACGAAAGGAGCGUUUCAGCCCAGUUUUAUGUUUGUGUUUUCAAGGAAGAAAACUGAAAAGUGUAGUCCAGCUUUUUGUACCCCGAAGUGUUUCUAUUAAUUGCCCUGAAGUGAUUUCCACAGUUUCUGGGGGGGAAAAAAAACUCAUACAGCUUUUGCCUUCUGCCCUCCUCGUCAGUGUGGGCCUUAAAAGAAAAUAUAUACAAACAAGAAAAAAAAUGAAACCCACAUAUUUAAAAGGGGGGCUUUUUAAUCUGCCAUCUAAUGGCUAAACAGAGUGAUAAUAAUAUGCUAUUAUCUUCUGUAACCAGGAGAGAAAAAAAGAUGGGAGGGGAGAUUUUUUUGAGAAAAAGAAGUUUUUUUGUAGCUGUUCAGUUGCCACUAAGAGAUUGCACAGUCAACCCGACUCUAAACACACUAGUUUGAAUUCCUAAAUAUUUUCAAGAAAAGAAUAUUGUUUGAAACUUGGGAUUUAAAAAAAAACCACACAUUUUCUCCACAUAUUUUUUAAACAAAACAAAAAAAAAGUCACAUCAGGAAAAUAUCUUAAUUUGUGGUAGCUGACUUCAGUGUUUUUCUUGUAAAGUGGAAUAGAAGAUUUGACUUGUAGUGCACAUUGUUUCAUAGCUUUAACCAAUUCUGGUCUCUUUAUGGGCUGGGAUUUGUUUAAUACACUCCAUUUUAGGCCAAAUCAGGACAGAAAAAGAAGAAGAAAAAAUCUGAAAUCUAGGUAUUUUGUAAUCUGCUUUUUAACCUCUAACCACAGAGCACGCGGAUCAGACCUCAUUUCUAGGAGGUGUGGGAGACAGCUUGGAAUAGGGAUGUACUUAAUUGGUUCAAUUCGAGUCGCAUUAUGACAGCCUUGCAAACAAAGUCCAACUGAGCUACUAGUCCUCAGCCCAUCUAACGACACACCCCUUUAUUAGUCAUUUGUGCCCUGUAAGAACCAGCAGGUUCUCCCUUCCCCCCCCCCCCAAAAAAGAGGAAAACCUACCUGGCUGCCCGGAGACCAUUCUUAUCUCAUCACAGUCAACCAGCUGGGUGGUGUGACCAGUUGCUGGUUAUGCAGGAGUCCUGUUCGUUUUUUUUGGGGGGGGGGGGGUUGGUUGUCAAGAAAGAGGGAAGUGUUCAGUGAGUCUCACUUUGGGAGGAGAAGAGGGUUGAGCUGCAUCUUGCCUCCAAAAGCACCACGAAGGGUGUUCCCCGGGCUGGUUGCCUCCCAGUGUGGUGGGCGACAGCAUUCCUCAUCCUCAGCCAGCGACUCCCGAACGGCUGUUGCCCAAAGCAUUUGGAGAGCACCUUGUCUGGAGGAGACCUCCUUAGAAGAGCCGUUAAUCUUGACAUGUUCUUUCUUGCUCUUGCUUGGCGCUCAGCUAGAAGGUGGCCUAUCUCAUUCCUGGCCGUGGUCCCGCAGCAAGCACUGAUUUUUGUAGGUCUCCAUUGUGGGAGUGGGGUGGGGGUGGGGACAGAAUAUAUAUAUUCUGAACCGAAAAAACGAUGGGCCCCGAGGAAGAGCACCUGGCAUUGGAUUCCUACCCUGUAAACUGCAGAACUCCUCACCAAAACGUUCAUGAAACCAUGACACCUCUCACAGUCCCUGCCCUCCCUGUUAUUUUACCCACAAGGCUGAUCCAAGUACAAAUUUGAAUUUCCAAAUUGUCUCUGACUCCUCCUGUUGUCUAUGUGUAUAUGUGUGAGCAUAGAGGUGUGUGUGGAGGGGUGAGUGGCUGCGUGCUUGUGCGUGCGUGCGUGUGUGCAAUUUUAUACGUCUGUAUUUUCUUACGUACUUGUGCACACACAUAAGAGUGCAUCACUGCCACCUUUUUCAAUAAGCUGUUUUAUCAGUUAUGGCUUCUACAGUUUUGCUGAUUUAGACUCCUUUAUUGCCAUAUCUUUAAAACUAACAAUAGAUGAUUUCGGUAUAUAUAUAUUAUUUUUGCUUAUUUAUAGGUGCUGUAUUUUAUUAUCUGAUUAUUAGGAAGGGAUGAAAGGGGGCAAAUAUUCUUUAGAGGGAUAGACUGCCGGCAGUAUUGGGUAUAAUUUACAAGAUGUAGUUGUCAUACUGUAUAUUCUUGACAAAAUCUUUUUUUUAUUUUGUUUUGUUUCUGUUCUGGGGUAUAUUGUGUAUCAUGGAAAACUAUGUCUUAGGUCAACAUCUUUUGAUGACACUUUAACUGUGCAUUCAUUACUUAUGUUCUAAUUAAUAAUUACUUUAUGAUAUGGAGGGGGCUGGAGAGGGCAGAGGUGUUUUGAUUUAAAGGUAUGUUCCCAAUGUUACAGCUCCACAUGCUUGUAUUAAUUGAGAAAUAUUAUUAUUUGGGAGGGACUGUAAUAUGUGAAACCACCUCUGUUGUAUGGUUUUUUGGAAAGGAAAUUGUGUAUUUUACAGUCUCUUUAAUAUGUGACAGCAGCACUUAGUUCAAAUUAUCACUAAUUUAAGAGUUCGGUAGCUUUAAGUAGACAACAAAAAUGCCUUUUCAUGGCCUAGAACAAAGGCUCUAGGAGGCUGGAAGGCAGGCUUUGCUUUUACCAUACCUUGCUGUUAAUAUUUUUGUGAUUCCUGGGAGAUCCAGACGAUAGCCCUAGAGGUGUGCAAACCACUCUUGGCUUACUCAGUCACGAUCUGACGAGGAGUUCUGCAAACAUUUUACCCCUGCUGGUUUGAGAAGCCUGGUAACACAGGAAAUAAAGCUUGGCCCACCGUGUCUAGAGAGCUCAAUCAGCAUUGAUGUGGUAAUACAGCAGGACUCCCUUAUCUGCGGGAGUAAUAUCUGCUGAUUCACUUAUCUGCCGGCUGAAAACCCUAAAUAAAAGCCCCCCAGAAAUACCUAUUUAUAGGUAUUUCCGGGGUGUACUUAACCAGAACUGGCCUCUAGAGGGAGCCAGAGACCACGCAAUGUACAGUGUUGGCUCUUGCUCUUUUUUUCAGCACGGAUGGAUGUUUGUUGUGGUCCUCCUGCACCAUGAGCACCUCCAGGGGUCCUCAAGGGCAUUCUGCGCGGAUUGACCUUCUGUUACAAUACGCACACAAUGGGCAGCACGUGUAACAUAUCCAGGAAAUGUUAAAUGAUUGUGGUAGGAAUGAGGCAAUGAGAAAUCCCCACUUCCUUUACAAAAUAGAAGUUCCCUCCUAAGUUGAGGUUUUCAUUUCUUAGCUGCCCUCGACAAAGCCUGUUCCCUUCUGUCAGAUGAAGUUUUAUGCUUGAUCCAAACAAGUCUUUCUGGAUUACAAACACUUAUGUAAUUUCUUCACAGCAAUAGAUAGAGAUCUCCUGUUCUGUUUUCUUUUACCCAAACAAUUAUUUAGAAUGCUUGGUGCACUUAAAUGUUUAUGACUGUCCUCGUGUCUUAACUGUCUGUGUCCACGGACACCCACCUUCCGUAACUAAUGAACAGUCCUCUGUAAUGUGACUUGGGGUGGGCCCGAGCCUCGUGUUCUGGUUCUGCCGCUCAUCCAGAAAAGCAAUAUUGAAGUGCCUUGAAAAGAAUAAUAAAUCGGGGGGGGGGGAUUUCUACUUGUCUUUCAUAUGCUCUGCUCCCCCAGUUGCAUCUGUG